AUGUCGAAUUUAGCUUCUGCUAUUGUUGGAAGUUCGACAGAAGAUUUGUGUGAUUCAAUUUUGCCUAAUUCGAAACCUAUUUGGAAGAAGACUUAUGUUGUUGAGUUUGAGGAAGGUUCUGAAUCCGAGUUGCUACAGAAGCAAGUGAAAAGUGAUGAAGAAGCUUUUGAAUUGUAUAAUGAUUAUGCUUUUAAGUUUGGUUUUGGUGUUCGUAAGGGUAAAACAAGGUGCAGGGUCAAAGAUGGUAGUAUUUGGCUUAUGUGCAAUUUCAUGUUGAUGAAGAUGGUAUAUGUUUAUACUUUGGUUGCACAUGUUAUGGGACAUAAUCAUGCAAUGGUUCCACUUCAUGUGCGUCAUUAUAUUAGGUCACAUAGAUUAGUGCAUUCUGAGCAGUUGGCAUUUAUUUCGAACUUGAAGAGAAGUGGAAUUCCUGUAGCAGAUGCUAUUCGGGUUAUGAGGAAAGAAGUUGGGGGUUCUCCUAACCUAGGAUUUAUUGCUAGUGAUGUCUAUAAUGCUCUUGCUGGUGAGAAGGUUAAAAGUAUUGAUUUUUCGGACUCAAAUCAGUUGAUAAAGUUUUUUGCACAAAGGCAAGCAAGUGAGGCUGAUUUUUAUUAUGAUGUGCAGUUGGAUAAUUGUGGGAAUUUGGAAUGA
Beta vulgaris subsp. vulgaris (sugar beet) is the source of this 651-nucleotide messenger RNA. Its product is annotated as protein FAR1-RELATED SEQUENCE 5-like. The transcript has 4 exons. NCBI's taxonomy places the organism in Eukaryota, Viridiplantae, Streptophyta, Magnoliopsida, Caryophyllales, Amaranthaceae. The coding region runs from base 1 to 651 and encodes 216 amino acids. The record is from RefSeq and is a predicted model, not a curated record.